This is a messenger RNA of Arthroderma uncinatum, 2868 nucleotides long. RefSeq lists its product as uncharacterized. The record is from RefSeq and is a predicted model, not a curated record. The transcript has 11 exons. NCBI's taxonomy places the organism in Eukaryota, Fungi, Ascomycota, Eurotiomycetes, Onygenales, Arthrodermataceae. The coding region runs from base 1 to 2868 and encodes 955 amino acids. Gene Ontology annotation, cellular component: fungal-type vacuole membrane. Gene Ontology annotation, molecular function: transmembrane transporter activity; FAD binding; oxidoreductase activity. Gene Ontology annotation, biological process: transmembrane transport.
AUGGAGGAAUCACCAACACCUACCAACAAGGCGGAGCAACAAAUUGCUAUUGCUGAAAAGGGCAGUGGCGCUCCAGAUGGAGGAUUCCAGGCUUGGGCUGUCGUUGCUGGCGGCCUCAUCAACUAUUGCGCUCCUUUCGGCUUACUGAAUUCAUUCGGCACGUUCCAAACAUAUUACCAGAACGAACUCCUCAAACAGUCUACCCCGAGCGCAAUUUCAUGGAUAGGCUCUAUCCAAUUAUUUCUGCUCUUCAUUGCAGGCUUGGGCAUGGGACCAGCGUUCGACAAGUUUGGCGCGCGACGCCUGACUGUGCCCGGAACGCUGCUCUAUAUCCUCUCUCUAAUGAUGACAAGCCUGUCGACCAAGUAUUACCAGAUCUUUCUAGCGCAAGGCAUCUUGUUCGGUAUUGCAGAUGCAAUGGUGUUCUACCCAGCAAUCUCAGCUAUAAACAUGUGGUUUGACAAAAAGCGAGGUAUAGCCUUAGGCAUUGUUGUCUCUGGUUCCUCUAUCGGUGACGUUAUCUGGCCCAUUCUAAUCCAAUAUUUACUCGGCAGCGUUGGAUUUGCGUGGGCAGUUCGAAUCGUCGGAUUCAUAUGUUUGGGUCUCAUGAUCGUCUCGACCGCGCUUAUUGUCGAACGCCGUACUGAAAAUGCCCAUGGGGGCCCAGUUAACCGGGAUAGCCUCAAGAAGGAGCUCAAGAGCCCGACAUAUGUUAUAACGACUGCUGCCUUUACCUUUAGCUACCUGGGAAUGUUUAUUCCAUUUUACUACCUCCCGUUGUACGGCCAGGCACAUGGUAUGGAGCCUACCUUGGCCAACUAUCUCCUUGCGAUCUUGAAUGGCAGAUCAUUUUGUGGACGUAUUAUCUCUGGCUAUUUCGCCGACAGAGUAGGAGUACUCAAUAUAACGGUCAUCACCUCUUUACUCUCCAGUGUAACGCUACUUUCUUUGAUAGCAAUCAAGACGCAGCCAUCCAUCAUUGCAUUCUCCGCGCUCUACGGUCUAUUCUCCGGCGGCCUCAUCUCCCUGCAAGCGGUCUCUGUGGCCCGACUGACUAAGGACAUGGACACGUACGGGACCAAGAUUGGGAUACAAAUGGCAGUCAACUCGAUCGGCGUGUUGAUUGGUAACCCAAUCGGUGGUGCGUUAGUCCAGGCGCGAAACGGUGAAUUCGACGGGCUGAUUAUUUUCUCGGGGGUGACGCUUCUAUUUGAAGAACGAUAUAACAAGACUACAGCAGAAGUCUCCUCGGAUCAAAGUCAGGAGGUUAAAAGGGAUACGAUGCCGUCUGCAUCUGCCACUUUUGGCACGGUCAACGGCAGCACUAUGCUCAGGUCAUGCGUGUCGCGGGCAUUUGGUGCGAAUGCCACUCCUCGCAUCGUUGACCCGUCGGACGAGACAUACACCGAUGCCAGAAUUGGAGAGCAGAUCCAGUUCGAGCACUUCCCAUCCGUCAUCGCUUUUGCAGAAAAGAUCUCCGAAGUACCACAGCUUAUCAAAUGCGCCAAGAAGACGGGGCACCGGGCCGUCCCGCGAAGUGGCGUGACUUGCAACUCUAAAUGUUUCGAAAGUUGGUCCGCUCUGAAUGACUCUCUUGUCAUUGAUAUUAGUCACAUUGAUUAUGUUCAUGUCUCUCCAGACCGUACUACCGCUACGGUUGGGGGAGGUAUCCGACUCGGCGCGCUCUACACGGCUCUAGGUGGCUACAAUACGACAUUUAACGGCGGCAUCUGUCCCACCGUCGGUCUGUCCGGUUUUCUGGGCUCUGGCGGGUUUACUAUGCAAAUGCGGUCACAAAAUGGUCUUGGUGUGGACGGUGUCAUCUCUGCCAUUGUCGUCACCGCCGAUGGACAGAUCGUGCAAGCGUCCAAGCACAUCAACCCUGACCUAUUCUACGCUAUUCGUGGCGGCGGUGGAGGAACUUAUGGUAUCGUGGUCGAAUGGACUUUGAGUCUAGUCAAGUAUCCACGAUCAGCUAUGGUCUUCAUGAACUGGACAGAUCCUGCUGUACAGUUUGAUGUGUCCAAGCGUUUCCUCGAGUGGGCGCCAUCCGCUCCCGCUGAGUUCACUACCAAUAUCAACAUCUACCCAGGCAGCCUGCAACUGAUUGGCUGGUAUCUCGGCAAGUCCAAAGAGGACCUCCAGGAACUUAUGAAGAGCUCUGAACUGUUAAAUAUUGGAAAACCGGAAACUACCAUCGGGGGCGACUGCAGCACAGACAACUCUCGACUUCUUGGGUACUACAUUUUUGACUGCGUGCCAGACGACCAGCUAUCAUACGUGAAGUCGAUCCUCAACACGGUGCCUCAGGCAUUUACAAAGAUUCAAGACUACCCGCAGUACUCAUACAAUGAAGUACCCAAGAGCCAAAGCGUGGCCGUCGCGCCGCCAUGGCAACGCUAUCGGCGGCAAGCCAAGUCGUUUUUUGUUCAAAAGGAUAAGCCCCUCGAUGCACCGACUCUGCGCAAGGUCAUUGACCAUAUCGGCCAGCUGACGCCUGAAUCUCAAGGGUGGGCUGAGUGGCACGCCUGGAACCUUUCAUCCACCCACACCGACUCGGCUUUUGCCUGGAAGGAAAAGGCGCUUGCGCAUCUUGAAUUCCAGAUCCAUGGAUCUACAGACCCCAAGGUACAGGCGACUUAUGAUAAAUUGUUUGAAGACCUGGAAAGACUCUUGAGACCCGCAGUCGGCCCCGCAUCUUAUUCUGGAGAGAUGGACGCAAAGAUCUCCACAGAGCCGUUGACUUCCUAUUACGGAGACAAUGUCUGCAAGCUGAUUGACAUUAAAAAGAAAUGGGACCACAAAGACUUCUUUACCAAUCCGUUUUCCAUUCCCACGUUACCUCCGGCUGGUAUUAAGUGUCCAUAA